GCCGAGUCUACCACAGCCUCUGCAGCCUCAGAGCUGGCCGUCGCCCCCACCGCCCCCACCACCGCCCCCGCCGCCAUCGCCGCCGCCGCCACCGCCACCGUCAUCUCCGCCGCUGCCGCCGUGGGGCCCUUCCCCUUCACCGCCCCUUUCGUCGCCUCUGCACACUCUGGACCUUCUGUCCUGGAGAAGAAGCUAUAGUCGGUCUCCCUUGUGGGCCCGGGGCGCAGCCAUGGCGGACGGCGGCGGCGGCGGGGGAACGGGCGCGGCGGGCGGCGGCGGAGCGGGCCAGGCCUCUGUCGGGGCAGCGACGGGCGCUACUGGGGCCGGCGGGGGCGGGGGCCCCAUCAACCCCGCCUCGCUGCCUCCCGGCGACCCGCAGCUCAUCGCUCUCAUCGUGGAGCAGCUCAAGAGCCGGGGCCUCUUUGACAGCUUCCGCCGGGACUGCCUGGCCGACGUGGACACAAAGUGGAGUCUUUGCGUUUGCUCUCUCAGUCUUUCAGAAGAGUCCACUCAUGGAAUUGAGCCAGCUUACCAAAACCUGAGGCAGAAAGUGGAUAAUUUUGUGUCAACACAUCUGGACAAGCAGGAAUGGAAUCCUACAAUGAACAAAAACCAGUUGCGAAAUGGUCUGAGGCAGAGUGUGGUUCAGUCAGGGAUGUUGGAAGCUGGAGUAGACAGGAUUAUUUCUCAGGUGGUGGAUCCUAAACUAAACCACAUCUUCAGGCCACAAAUAGAACGAGCGAUUCAUGAGUUCCUGGCAGCCCAGAAAAAAGCAGCUGUGCCAGCACCCCCUCCAGAGCCCGACGGCCAGGACCCACCAGCUCCAUCUCAGGACACUUCCUAAGAAUAUGCCUGUCACCUUUUGAAAGCUCAAUUUUUGGCGAAGAAAUGGAUUCGGUUACAUAAGAGAGCAACUUCAGACCGAAGAUAGGCCAAGGUCGUCACUGGUCUAAAGAUUUCAACCUUGACUAUGGGCAGUGAACAGAUUGAAAGGGGAGCAAGUUCAGCAGCAGGAAAGUUGACUAUGUCACCCCCUACAUUGUGCUGCCAUUUGGUCCCCUGUCCAGGGGUGUGACACCAAGUAGACACUACAGAGAGAGAAACACUAAAGCAACCCAGGGUUAUCCUGAAACAGACUACUUGAACAUGGAGACUGCACAUGGACUUUAGGGUUUGUGCUCUGGGAGAAACAAAAGCUACAGGGAGAGAACAUAACCGAUCCCAAAGACAGUUUGAAAGAACAGUGACAGUAAAGGUUAACUGGGGGUGGUAUUUGACAGUGCUUAUUUAAUACUGUCUCUCAGAGUUCCAAACUAGAUUGUACAAGUCAUUAGCGUCAGAUAGCUUUAAAGUUGCGACCUUCUUGUACAUGAAUCUUCUAGCCAGUUUCCUUUCCUUUGUAAUAGGUAACAAAACAUGAAAUCCUAGAAUGUGUGAAAAGUUCAGACAUGAGGUAUAAGGAAACUCAUUUGCAGGCUCUCUGUCCGGAGCUGCUUCCUGUCCUGCAGGGGCUAGUGAGUCUUAUAUAUGUUUACUUUAUUCUCACAUUUGUGUUUUUUUAGGAAAGUGGUCGGUAAAAUGGCUUAUCUUUCAUAAUAAAGUCAUUUGAUACUCUUA
Messenger RNA from Saimiri boliviensis boliviensis (Bolivian squirrel monkey), 1617 nucleotides. RefSeq names its product biorientation of chromosomes in cell division 1 (gene BOD1). NCBI's taxonomy places the organism in Eukaryota, Metazoa, Chordata, Mammalia, Primates, Cebidae. The record is from RefSeq and is a predicted model, not a curated record.